GUUUCCAUCCGGGCUGGUUUAAAAUGGGAUCGGAAGUUCGUAGCACGUGUGUGUGUGUGUUCGCGCGCACACGUGUCCAGUUUAAACGCAUUGCGAAUUAAAAUCCAAUUUUUUUUUACACGUUAACAUAAAACGUUUAAUCUUCUUCGCAAAAUAGACCCGGCUUAAGUUUGCACACUUGCCCAACUUCGCGCCUCGUAGAGCGAACAAUGGCGAAGCCCAUGAUUGUGAAUAACGAGAUUGUGGGGAUGAGGAAGGACGUGAGGAAAGUGAAGAUUCUCGUUGUGCGGAAACUCACUCGCUCCCUCGCUGGGCUGAGGAAGAAAAAGGGCUCGGAGGAAGAUUUGCAAAAGAAUGCCCGGAGAGUGAACCGGCUUUUGGAGGAAAUCGAUGCUGUUAAGGAUUUAGAUCCGGACACGGUUUCAAAGACCGCUCUUUACGAGAACAUCACGUUUGAGUCGGUGUGCAAGAAGGACAAUUCGACGGCGAGGGAGCGUGCGUUGGCGAGACUCUCCUCCUUCCCGCUCAUCAGGGCCAAGAUCGACAACAUUAAGGCCGCCCUCGACUCGUUCAAAGCGGCACGCGCAACGGAGCCAGACGACAGCAAGGCUUCCCCGAGGCCUGGCGAGGGGGAGAGCGCCGGGGAGAGCGAGGGGGAGAGCGAGGGGGAGAGCGAGGGGGGAGACGUGGGGGAGAGCGUGGGGGAGAUUGCCGGGGAGAGCGUGGGGGAGAGUUCGGACGAAGGAGGAGAGAGAGAAGAGAGCGUGAACACGCAGACGGCGAACGGAGCGCGACUGCGCCGGGUCGGCAAGAGCGAGGAGAGCGGAGCGAUUGUCGGGAGAGCAGAGAGAGGCGCGUCGAGCGUGGCUGGCGCGAGCCAAGGGAGAACGCCAAUCCGGCGAGCGAGCGUCAGGGCGACCGGAGGCUCUUCUGCGGCGGUGGCGACGGCGGCGCCGUCUGGCGGCCGCGUGGGGCCGAGCGGAGACGGGCGCCCGGCCCCCGCGGCCGCCGGUGACGUCGCGAGCGACGAACCGACGACUCCGCCGCCGCCGGAGCCCGAGUUUGACGACAGCACCGAGGAGCGGUUCUGCCGCAGGCAGACGGGCCUCGGGGGUCAGGGCGCGGGCCGGCGUGGCGGCGGCGACGACGACGACGGCGACGAUAGCGAAGACGACGAGAGCGAAGACGACGAUUUCUUCAUCGGGAAAGUGCGACGGGGGGGGCCCGGGAGGAGGAGGGGGAAGAGGCGGCGGAAGGAAAGCGGCGCACUGCGAGGUGGUGACCGGAGUGACAGCGAUGAUGGCGGCGGCGAUGGCGGCGGCGAUGAUGGCGGCGGCGAUGGAGGCGUCGGGCGAGGGCGGGCGCAGCGCCGAAGGCCGGGAGGCCGAGCGGGGAUGAAGACGCAGUUCUGCAGCCUCGGGGAGUCGCGGGGAGCGAAGGGCGGACGCGGCAAACACUUUCCAUCGGGCAAAGACCGCAAACCCUACCCAGGAGCCUCCGCUUCUGCCGGCGGACGUAGGGGAGCUGGCAGGCUCCCCGCUCGGGGGGGCCCGCGGGGUGCGGGUGGCGCCGGCGGCGGUAGUAGGGGCGCUCCGGACGGGCAACGGGCAACGCUGCCGACGGGCAGCCUCCACCCGUCGUGGGAAGCGAGCCGCAAGCGCAAGGAGCAGCUGGGCAAAAUCCCCGAGUUUGCCGGCAAGAAGAUCAAGUUUGACGACUGAAGGACCGACGCGGGGGAGAGAUGCGGCGGCCGUGGCGACGGUUGGAGCUGGAGCGAUCGGUUGCGAGCAAUCGGUUGCGAGCAAUCGGUUGCGAAGCGAGUCUGUUGUGUGCAACUGAAUCGCUUUGCGUGCGGAGGGGCAGCUCUUGCGGCGCCGGUGACGUUUUGGCGGAGGAUCGUCGUCGUCGUCGUCAUCGCCGAGCGACGCCGUUUGUGAAAGCGCGAUUGGUCGUUACGAUCCUGACGUUGAUUGGGGGGUUGGUGGGCGGGGGAGAGGGAAGGGGUGGAGCUAUCCCAGGAAGAGGGCCGUGGCCAUCCCAGGAAGAGGGGCGUGGUCGGCUGGGGACUUGGGCCACGCCCCCUCGCUGCCCAAGUGCUCGCUUGGGAUGUGGACAAAGCAAUUGAAGGGGCGGCAGUGAUUGAGCCGCGUGGUUUUGAGAGAGCGAUGUGCUCCCAGACCGUUUUGGACGUUGUGCCGGUGUGAUGGUUACCACGCAGGACUUGCGAUCUCGAGGUCGCCGGUUAAAUUCCAUCUAGAUUCCAUCUCCCACCGGCGUGGCAGUUGAAGCAACGGGACAAAUUAAAGCAAAACUUUUUUUAUUUUGCCAGGUGUAAGGCCCACUGAGCCACACAGCUCUUGUUUACAAGAAGCGACCUGGCUGUCACAAAUGAUAGCGCAACGAAGUGGCUCAUCAUCAUCACGUGGAAAUUUCUAGCAGUCAAAUUACUGUCUAAAUGCGUGACGUUGAUUUCAAAUGUGGAUGGGGGAAACCCGAAGUGCCCGGAGAAGAAUUCACGGGGAGAGAGAGAGACGCAGAUUCCAAAUAUACAGCAGCAGGCGUCAGGGUGGGCAUCGAACCCACGACCUCCUGUAGACCCGGCGAGGGAGACGACAUCUCCUAGCCACCGCCGGUGCCCCAAGUUCAUUAAAUUCCUCCCUCCCACCGCUUGUCCACUCCGCAAUUAUUUGAAUGGGUUCACCGCAGUCGGUCGAUCGUCAGGUCCCGUGUGGUGCGGCAAGGUGUGGGUUACCCCUCCCCCGUGCAGCCUCCUCUUAAGACGUCUGCUCGGCGUGGUAGCGAAGGAACGGAUACCCUGCCUCGGGAGGAGGGGGCACUGUGUCGAGCUCCCUUCCCAGUGGGGAGCCCCCUUCUGCCGGCAGUGUAGGGACCGGGCAAUUGCAGGGGCUGCGCCUUUACCUCGCAAAAGAAAAUAAAAGCGGGGGGCUCCCUCCACGGACGAGCGUCGUCUCCACUGGUGGGCCUCAGCCGUCGCGGGGAAUUCCACAUUACCCUGGCGAGGGCCGGUGGGUCCAUGGGAUGACUCGUUGCUUUGCGACAAUGAUUUGAGAAUUACGAAGAGAUGGCGAUGGUGGUUUCAUUAUUGCUCAGUGUGGUAAUGAUAAUGUCAUUGAUGAUGAUUGUGAUGGUGAUACUGUGGCGUGAUGAUAAUCAAUGAUUUGUGAUGUGAAGAUGAUCAUUGUGGUGUUGAUGUGAAGAUUUUGAUUAUGAUUGAUAACUAUGAUGCGAUUAUGAUGAUGUGAAGAUGGCUGAUGAUAGCGAUGUGGUGAUGUGAAGAAGAUGACGAUGAAGAUGAUGUUAGCAGUGGCUAAUAUCGUCACCACAGUGGCUGAUAUCGCCAUUGCAUUGGCUGAUAUCACAGUGGAAGAUAUCGUCAUCGCAGUGGCUGAUAUCGUCACCACAGUGGCUGAUAUAAUCGUCAUCAGUGGCUGAUAUCAGCUCCAUCGGCUGUCCCUCGCCACCCCCCACCACCGUGUGCGGUGAUGCCGCCAAAUUUUUGUUUUACGUUUUAAACGAAAGAGGGAGACAAUUUUGUCCGGCUUUUUAUAACCACCCUUUGUGUCCCCCCCCCACCCCCGUGGUGUCCGAGACCGCCUGCAGGUCGCAGGGCGUGCGGGCGAGUGGGUGGGUGUCCCCGUUCACCACCGAAUCUCGGAACGCGUGAACUGCUCGGCAUUGAGUUUUAUUUAGAGGCGUAGCAGCAACGCCGUUGCUUUUUAGAGACGUCGUACAUCAGAACCAACCGUAGCGACACGACCGCCGCCACUCUACGAUAGCCGGCGGCCAAGCUGCGCCCUACACAGACCUUCCCCGCAUGGGCUUGUGAGAGCCUCGGUACCGGCAGAGUUAUUUUAUAAUACAGGUAUAAAAUAAACCGUGUAUUAUGGAUGAUGUUGGUCGCGAAAGCCUACGUGUUAAGCAGAGUGAUCUUAUUUUAGUUUUUGUUCCGAUCCAGUUCUGAUGACGUUACGUGUAUGUUACGUGUACGUCAUGGGAACGGAACCGGAAGAAAAACCGAUGUCGUUACGUGUACGCGAGGUCUACAUUACAUGUAUGUCAUCGGAAUGGGAAAGGGUUAAUUAACGCUUGACGGCU
This is a messenger RNA of Petromyzon marinus (sea lamprey), 4116 nucleotides long. NCBI's taxonomy places the organism in Eukaryota, Metazoa, Chordata, Hyperoartia, Petromyzontiformes, Petromyzontidae. The record is from RefSeq and is a predicted model, not a curated record.